Xenopus tropicalis (tropical clawed frog) is the source of this 6986-nucleotide messenger RNA. RefSeq names its product tumor protein p53 binding protein 1 (gene tp53bp1). Gene Ontology annotation, biological process: negative regulation of double-strand break repair via homologous recombination; regulation of DNA-templated transcription; double-strand break repair via nonhomologous end joining. The record is from RefSeq and is a predicted model, not a curated record. The transcript is spliced from 29 exons. Bases 228 to 6791 code for a protein of 2187 amino acids. Gene Ontology annotation, cellular component: site of double-strand break; nucleus; nuclear body. Gene Ontology annotation, molecular function: histone H4K20me2 reader activity. Lineage: Eukaryota; Metazoa; Chordata; Amphibia; Anura; Pipidae.
CACUCAUGAGAUAGGGGUGCGGUUUGUCCUUUGCAAUGGUCCAAUAGCGAUAAGCCUUGCUGUCUUGGUUCCCGGGCAGGAUGCAGCGUGUGCUGGCUGCCUGAUCCAGGAGUUCUGCAGCAGCCCUUCUCCUCUCAGUGUACAGAGAACACAGGGAAAAUUAAGUACUUGAUACAGUUUGAACCUUGGCCCCAUGAAUAACAGGAUUGGGGCAUACAGGUUAGCUGAUGGACCCUUCAAAGAAUCAGCUGGACACAGACUUCUCACAACAGGAUACACCUUGCCUUAUAGUGGAGGACUCUCAACCCGAAAGUGUGGUGGCAGAAGAUGAUUUGGACCGUGCACGCUUUGGUUUGCUAGCGCACCACCUGCCAGAUCUCCAAGCUCCAGUUGAAAGCCCUGUUUUGGAGUUUGUACAAGGCUGUCAGAGCAUUAACCAUGCUGCUGCAGAUAAAGAAGGUCUCAACAUCUGUGAGAGCCUGGAUGAAAACAAUCUAGAAACAUCUUGCACGCCAGGUGGUGAUAGUGCUCUCAGCCAAGUAAUUGAACGGGUUACUUGCCCCAGCAACAGAAAAAGUCGGUUAGAGUAUGAAGAUGACCAUGACCAAGAAGAAGAUGCAAAUUGCACUACAGAAUCACUUCAGCCUGAAGACUCUGGCACGUCCCAGUUGGGAUUUGGUGCCUUGGAGCUAUCUCAAAGCCAGGAUUUGGAAGGACAUAGCUCAUAUAACGAGGAUGCAAAAGGCUUGCAAUUACAGAUCACAAACCUUAAACCUCAGACAGCUGAAUGUAGUCAAGAAGAUUGCUGUGACAAUGGUGAAGUAUUAAAACAUAAACCUGCAGAGAAUAAUUUGGAGAAAGGCCCUGAAAGAAAGCAGGAGGAAGUUGUGCCAGAAAAGACGUUGUCAGACUCAUCUGGAGAAAAAAUUUGCUUAGUUGAAAACCUGGAUACAGACAUGGAUCUCCAGAAAGGAUCUCCUGUCAAACAUGACGAUGAAAGCAAAGAAAGAUCAGGUAGCCUGCAAAUCAAGGAGCAAGAUAUGGAGGUUUCUGACAUUCCCUCCACUCAAGAAGAUCUGUUUGGGCAGGAAGAGGUUACAGAUUCACAGUCUCGUCUUCUAACGUACAAAGUGGUAUCUACACCUGCAGACAGUUUACGCCUCCUGCAUCUUUCUGGGCAGGCCAGUAGUUUGCCAACAAAUACCUCCAAAAUUUUCUCAGACCUGACGUCUCCUUCCCAAGAUGAUGUCCAACCAACCCCUAUCAUCAUACCAAGCUCCCCCACAGAGAAGGAGGCAGAAGAAGCUGAGGGGAUGGAAACGACUACCCCAACAAAAUAUGACCUGAAAAGCAAGUUACAAGAAGAACCUAAUGAACCUAAGGAUUGUCCUUUUCUGACAGUGCCUCAAGUUUCCACACCAUUGUGCCAAAGUGUCCCUGCAUUUGUCCCAAGUUCCCUUGUUGUACCUUCUCAGCCAGAAUUUUCUCAUGAUAAUUUUAUGGCAACCCCAAGUCUUGAAACUAAUCCAUCUAGUGACAAAACUAAUACCUCUGUGUUGGAUGAAAAACCAAAGGCACCAGAACUGAUACAGGAAGUCACUGAGCUGGACUCAAGGAUUUCCCAGUCAACAACAGGAGAUUUAGGCAACCUGGAGUUGUCCACUAGUGAACCUAGUGAAGUCACUGAUGCAGACUGUAAAAAAGAUGCAGAAGAUGAAAAUGGAGCCACACAGAUUGAAGAAGAUAUGGAUCAUGUUUGCCAGCUUUACCAAAAUGUAAGCGAGUCUGUAGCCAUUACGAACAUAGAUCGAAAGGAAGAAAAUGCCAAGUCCAUGGCUGCUGUUGUGGAAGAAACAUCCAUUAACCCUAAAGAAAGUACUGUUUGCUCUGCAACUGUUGAGCUAGAAAAGGGAAAUAAGGGGCCUGAAUGUAUUGAUCUUACAGAUGAUUCUGGAAGCCAAGUUGUUCUCAUUCCAUCCUUAAAUUCUGAUUCAUCACUGAGUAUUUUAGAUCAAAAUAUAAUGGAAGUAAAACUAUCUGCUGAAAGUCAACCUGAUGAUGCAUCUGUUGAAGAGGUUCCUGAAACUCCCUGUGAAAUGGCUGAUGAUCAGGUAAUGGAAGAGGGAACUAACUUAAAUCUUGCUCUGUCUGAGACACAAACUCAACAUUUAUAUGUUUUAAAUGAAGAACAAUCUGAGCCUGAGGAAGAACCAAUGGAAGUGGAGCCAAGCACAGGCUCUUCGGAAAUCAGCAACCACAAAACUGUUAAUGAAAGUCAUCCUGUGCCUAUAUUAUCCAAUAUUGCUCAACAAGCUAGCAAAUCUGAAUGUAAUACAGUUAAUACAGAUAAGCAGAUAGACACUGAUCAUUCUGAAGUUGCUUUGGCAAAAGCAAAGAAACUGGAAGAGCAAACAUUUAUAGGAGAGCAUGUCAACAAAAAGAACACCACCGAAGACCUCAAAUUAAAUAUGGAAGAGAAAUCGGACUACAGCAAACCAGUUAUUAUUUUUGCACCUCUGCAGACUUCAUUAGGUGAAGGAAAUGUAUCUCUGACCCCAAAGGAUAUCCACAUUUCAAUAGGGGAAAAGGAAGGUGCAGUGUCCUUUAAAUCAAAUGUUUGCCAGUCUGUGGCACAGGAGCAGCAAGAAGCAGUUGUAGGGAACAAUACUGAUAUGAAAUUAGUGCAACAGGAAGGCAAAAUCCUUCCAUUGCCUCUUAAAAAUAAUGAAUGUACUUAUUCAAAAACACAAAAGGAAAAAAUAAUCCCUAUUACACUUGAGGGCAAGGCAGAUUUUACUGCCCUUCCAAUUGAAAGUCAAAUUGAGCAGAUGCCUCAGGACAAAUGCAAUAAAGGUGUUACAGUACAGUUAGAGGAUAGGUCACAAGCUCUCCCAUCAUUAGAAAUUACAGAGUGUAGUGUACAAUUGAAAGAAAAUAGUAAUGCAUUAGAUGCCAUUCAGGUAAAUGAGCUGCAAAAAGUUAAAGUGGUGGAGGAAUCAGAAAACUUGUCCAGCAUCAUUGGUGAUACCCAGCAGCAGCAACCAGCUCUUACAAUGCUGGCUAAUGUGCCUCCCUUGGAAGAAAGAAAACAAGAGAGCACAAAGGAAACUGUAUCUGUAGCUAAACAGUCAGAUCAUACUAAGAGCACAGUACAUGAAGAGAACAAAAAUGAGGAGCCUGAAAUGUUGCAGAAAUGCAAGCCACAGUUUACAGAAGAGAUAAAUUACCCACAGCCAAGCCAUGGUGAAAACUUUGACCACAUAACUCGCAAAUCAGAUAAGCAGCUGAUAUCUCAACAGAUGGCAGAUGAUGCUCCUCAACAAAUUCAGACAGUGACCAAAGAAGCUGUCAAUAUUUCAGUGGAUAACGGUGAGGAAGAGGCAAAUGAAGCCGACUCGGCAUUGCAGGAAAAGACCGCAGAACAGUCUACACGUAGCCUGUGUGACAGCUCCAGUGAAACACCAUUUCAUUUUACAUUGCCAAAGGAAGGAGACCUGAUUCAGCCAAUAAGUACAAUAACCCCUCCUAUGGUUGCUCAGCUUAAACGUGGGCCCCGGAGACACAGCACUCCUAUUGUAGUUGGAGGUUGCCCUGACAGCACACUGGCAACAAGUGAUGUCACUGCAGAAAGCACUAUGGCUGCCAGUGAUAUAACUGUAGAGAGUGCGAUGGUAACAACAGAUGUGUCUGAAGAGAGCGAGAGGGCAAAUUCUGAAUCUGCUUCCAAUGCUAAUGGGAAACUCUGUCUAAGAAUGAAACUGAUCACACCUGUAAAUGAGGAGAGUGACGGGGCUCCACAGUUUAACUUGGAAAAACCAGAUGCAGCCAAGAGGCCAAAAGAGGCAGCUGACGUUGCUGGGAAUGUUGCCAGCAGUGCACAGGACUCCACCUCUGUAUUUGUGCGUGUAUGUGAGGCUCAUUAUGAUGAAGAGACCAGUAGUCCAAAUUGUCCUACUACCAGCCUGAGGGGGAAAUCAUUCCAAAAUACAGAAGUUGAUGAGGUGUCUGUGGGUAUUAAUACAGUUUUGCAAAAUGUUAAAGAUACUGUGGAGCAUGAUAUAAAUUCAAAAACAACCCAACAUUUACCAGUGGAAUCCAUUCAAGAGUAUUCCAGUAGCCUUGAAGAAGAUGCUAUGGAGGUAGAACCUUCCCAAGAAGAAAACAUAUUUCAUGUACAGUGUGACAGUGGGAAGAAGAGUCGGCAGAAGCAGACUGAUACAGCCUCAACUCAGAAUGAAUAUGGAGAUGAACAUAUGACUCCGAUGCAUAGGCACAAAGAAGUACAAACAGCGAGUGUGCUGGAACCUAGGAUAUUGGUGGUAUCCUCUGCUACACAGACUGAUGCGGAAACUGGGCAAAGGACAAUUGCUAGUAACGGGCAAAAGAAUGUCAAGCACGAUUCUUCUAAACCAGUGGAAAAGGACCAUGAAAAAUCUGAAACUGUAACAAAAUCAAUGCAAGGAGACGAUACAGAUUCAGUACACAGUCAGGGAGAGGAGGACUAUAAUUUGCAGCACCCUCCACCUGGACGUCACCUCCACCGCCAUGUACGUACAAUCCGUGAAGUUCGUACUGUGGUUACACGAGUAAUUACUGAUGUGUAUUACGUGAAUGGCACUGAAGUGGAGCGUAAGGUUGUAGAGGAAGCUGAAGAUCCAAUCAUAGAAUGUCAGGAAUUUGAAAAUGAUGUAUCCUCUUCAAGAACAGCUGGAUCUUCUCUGACUUCUGGAGACCUUGCAGAUAUAAGUUCAUUUUCUUCCAAAGCUUCAAGCCUUCAGCGUACAUCCAGUGGGGCAAGCAGUGGGGCUUCUGCUGCUCAGAGCAUUAGUGGCAGCAGCACAGAGAGAGGGAAGCUGUCUGCAACCCAGAGAGGAAAAAGUGGCCUUCUGGAGUCGGGAGAGUUUGCUGUUCCAAGUGGCCGUGGGACUUUAGGAAAACUUAGUCCUAGGAAACUGACCAGCCAGCCAGGUUCUCCACAUCUGUCAGGAGGGCAAUUUGGGGUUCAAGGGAGUGAAGAUGAUGCAGAUAUAUUACUUGCUAACAGAUCGAAAGCAACACUUACACCCCGUGGAAGAGGAAGGAGAGGGCGGCCUCCAUCACGUGGGACAAGAGACAAUACUGCAACUGCAACUGCAAAUACAAAUAUGGAGGAUCCUGCUGAUGCCACUUCAGAUGAGGAACGAUUUACACGCCUUAAUAUUUAUCAACCAGUAACUGAUGGAUCUGAGCCAGGAACACCCACAGUUCGUAGAAGUGACUCACCUGAAAUCCCUUUCCGGGCAGCUGGGAAGAAUGAGAGCUCAGAAUCUUCAGGCAGUAGUUUUGUGGGACUCAGAGUUGUGGCCAAGUGGUCCUCUAAUGGCUAUUUUUAUUCUGGCAAAAUUACUCUAGAUGCUGGUGAAGGAAAAUACAAACUGUUGUUUGAUGAUGGAUAUGAAUGUGAUGUGCUAGGAAAAGACAUUUUACUAUGUGACCCUAUCCCUCUGGACACAGAGGUAACAGCUCUUUCUGAAGAUGAAUACUUCAGCGCAGGAGUUGUAAAAGCACAUAAGAAGGAUUCAGAACAACUUUAUUACUGUAUUGAGAAAGAUGGCCAAAGGAAGUGGUACAAAAGAAUGGCAGUUAUUUUAUCACUGGAGCAAGGAAACAAACUUAGAGAGCAGUUUGGUCUUGGCCCAUAUGAACCUUCAACACCUCUAACUAAAGCAUCAGACAUUAGCCUUGAUAAUCUUGUGGAAGGGAAGCGGAAACGGAGGGGUAACUUAAAUGUCACAACCACCCCCACUACAUCCGGUUCGUCUAGCACAAGCACCCCAACAAGAAAGGGAGCAGAGAACAGUCGUAGUUCCAUGGGCCCCCUGUCUGGAAAGAGGAAACUUAUCAGCUCCGAUGAAGAUAAAUCUCCAGCAAAACGUGGCCGCAAGUCGGUUGCAGCAAAGUCUGGUGCUGCUAAAGGAGGUGACUUUAUGAGCCCCAAUGAAAGUGGAGAUAAUGCUGGGGACCAAGUGACCAUAGAAGAGAGUCAUGGCCCUUUGCCCCAGAGCAAAAGUCUCUUUAUUGGUUAUGCCUUUCUCAUAACAAGUGCAACAUCAAAUGACAAGCAAAGCAAUCGUCAGAAGUCACAGACAUUCCCCUGUAUAAGCAGCGAGGAAGAGGAAGAAUAUAUAGAGAGUGUGCCCUAUGACAGAUGGUACACAGAGAAGCAGCUACAGGCAGGAGGCGGGUACAUUUUGGAGGAUUUCAAUGAUGCACAGUGUAAAGCAGCCUACCAGUGUGUCCUGGUUGCAGACCAGCACUGCCGAACCCGCAAGUACUUCCUGUGCCUUGCUAGCGGAAUUCCUUGCGUGUCUCACAUCUGGGUCCGUGACAGUUGCCAUGCUAACGAACUUCAAAAUUUCCGAAACUAUCUCCUCCCUGCUGGAUACAGUCUUGAGGAAGAGAGAAUUUUAGAAUGCCAUGAGUCCCACCAUCCUUUUCAAGGUUUGCGGUUUCUUGUGGUGUCUGACCACAAAGAUAACUUUUUAGAAAUGUGGACAGAGAUCCUAAUGAUUGGAGGAGCAGCAUCAGCCAAGCAACACAACUCCACAGAGCUCAGUAAAGAUGUCGCACUGGGAGUUUUUGAUGUUGUAGUCACUGAUUGUUCAUGCCCAGAAUCCAUGUUAAAAUGCGCCCAAGCUUUGGACCUUCCAGUGGUUUCUCAAGAAUGGGUUAUCCAGUGCCUGAUCUCCGGGAAACAACUGAAACACAGCGCGCACCCCAAAUACAAACAUAAUCAUGUGUCUGACCCUUAAGCCGUCCACUUUUCCAUUUUAUCCCCCCGCCCCCUCUCUGCUGCUCCUUGCAUUGUGCACAUUGUGUUUUAUUGAGGUUUUAGAUAGUUUUAAUGUUUUGUUUGUUUAAUCUCUACGUGCAUGUAACUUACUGUACAGAAUUUUACCUGCUCAACUUUUAUGAGAAAAUAAACACUAAAUGUUUGUUUUAUGGUA